CGGUGGCCAUUUAUUAAGUGGGUAUACAAACAAAAAGGAAGUACUUGUUCGAGUUUCUUGCGCUGAAUGGCGAACGCUGCAGUGUUUGAUCUGUGUGUGGUGGGGGCGGGGAUGAUCGGGUCCGCGGCCGCGCGUCACGCCUCUGAGCUGCCAGGGACGUCCGUCUGUCUCAUCGGGCCGGAGGAGCCUCAGGAUCGCCAUAACAAUGCCACGGGGAUAUUCGCUGCGCAUUACGACGAAGGGCGAAUUACUCGUGCCUGCGACCCCAACCCUGUGUGGGCCUCCAUGGCCCAGGCGUCCAUCAAACGCUACAAGGAUAUAGAGGAGAAAUCAGGAAUUUCUUUCUACAAUGAGGUCGGGACAUUGAUGGCAGCUCGAUCUAACGGCGAAUAUAUGUCGAAGGUACAAACUGUCUUAAAAGAACAGAGAAUCCCAGUUGUGAACCUAGAUGGCCGCGAAUUGGCGGCUAAAUUCCCGUACCUUAGACUGUCGGCGAAUGACGCGGGGGUGUAUGAGGAGCGGAACGCGGGCUAUAUCAGCCCGAGGCGGCUGGUCAGCGCCCAGCAGGCGGCUGCCAAGAAACAGGGCUGCCGCAUCAUCCAUGAUGUUGUCGAAAAAGUCAGCAGAGUUGUAAAGAACGGGGAGUAUGUAAUGCGGGUUGAGACCAAUGGUGGGACUGUGGUUGAGAGCCGGAAGGUGCUGUUAGCCGCAGGGGCGUACACGGACUUCCGUCAACUACUUCCGGGCUUCCGCCUCAACCAGCUGCUUUGUCCGCUUACAGUAGCACUGGCCGAAAUCAGCGAGCAAGACGCGGCAAUACUUAGGUCGAUGCCGUCGGUCAUCUACAAAGGUGACGGCCACCCCGAGCUGCACCCUGACUUUCCACGACUCCCCGACGGCCAGGUUUCCUACUACAUGUUGCCGCCGAUACAGUAUCCAGACGGUAAAUAUUACAUCAAACUUGGCCACUUUCAUGCUGCUGUGUUGGCCCGGCUUCAUUCUGCCGGCGAGGUGAAGCGAUGGUUCGAGACGGGAAACAAAGCUCUUGCGGACGCAACUGGGAAAUUUAUUAGAUCACUUUUCAAAGGCGUGGAAGUGUUAGGAUGGAAGCAGGACCAGUGUGUCGUGGUGGAGACUCCUAACGAUUUGCCGUACAUAGACACCGUUCACACCCAGCUCGGGGUGGCCACCGGGGGAAACGGGUACGCCGCCAAAAGCAGCGACGAAAUCGGCAGAAUCGCUGCGACCAUGAUGUUGCGAGGGUGGGAUUCUGAUAUCCCGCGAGACACGUUCAGGCUUAGGACCAAAUCCGCGCUAUAACAUCAAUGGUUUACGAAACAUGGAUGUUAUUGUUAGAAAAAAUACACCAGCCUCUGUUCUGAUCACGCUGACUAAUCUUACCUAGGGGGUUAAAUUAGGUGACACAGAAAACGUUUUUCGUCAGUGUUACGAGGACUUGUGUACUUAUCAUUAUCCAAACAGAUAACAAGACAUCUAUCUAGGGCAACCAAUAUAGUUAAUUUAAUUGUACUCUUAUAUGAAGGUAUAAGCAAACAUAUCGAUACAACUUUGGAUACUUUAAAAGUAUUUUUGAACAUUAUAAAAUCAUAUAUGUACAUACCACAUACUUAUAAUCAUAAA
Mya arenaria is the source of this 1641-nucleotide messenger RNA. RefSeq names its product N-methyl-L-tryptophan oxidase-like. Bases 67 to 1320 code for a protein of 417 amino acids. Gene Ontology annotation, molecular function: flavin adenine dinucleotide binding; sarcosine oxidase activity. The transcript is spliced from 7 exons. The record is from RefSeq and is a predicted model, not a curated record. NCBI's taxonomy places the organism in Eukaryota, Metazoa, Mollusca, Bivalvia, Myida, Myidae.